GCUGGGGCGUCAGUGUGUUCCGCUCCGGUCGCCCUUACCCCUUGGACCCGCUUCCCUAUCUGUGUACCUACCGAGGUGUUGAGGUGAGGCGGAGUUGACCUGGAAACCUCUCCUUGGCCACUGUCCUUUCUAAGGAAUUCAUUUCCAGAGCCCGCCUGCACAGAACCGGUGGGGGACCCUUCUAGGAGCAGAGAAAAUGGCCGUCUUCAGGCAGCUGUCCCUGGGCUCGAAGGCCGCCCUAGCUGCUGUCACUGUCUUCGUGUCCAUGAUCGUCUCCCGCUCCUGUCUAGCCGAGAGCCUUGAGCUCAGGGCCUGGCGUUGGCUGUUUCGCCUGCAGCUCGCCCUGUUUGUCAACUCGCUCAUGCUCAUUGGCUCUCUCUACAUCUGGCGUAGCACAGUGAGCAACCUCUGCCACUCCCCAGCCGCGGAGUCAACCUGUUUUCAGCUCUGGAAGGUGGCCGUUCUGGCAUUUCUGGCCCUGGCCCAUUCCAGUUUCUUCACCAUGCUCUUUUUAGUGGCCGAGGAGCCCUACCUCUUUUCCUUGGCAGCCUACUCCUGCCUGGGCGCUUACAUCAUCAUGGUCUUCUUCCUUUGCAUCCUCAGCGGCAUGGAGCAAGCCUGUCAGCUCCUGGCCUGGCGCAGUGGCAGGGUCGAGGGCAGUCUUGACAAGACCAGGAAGCUGGCGCUCAGGCCCGCGCUGGCCGUGGCAGUGACCACCGUGCUCAGUGUGGCAGGGCUUCUGAAUGCCGCCCAGCCCCCCGCGGUGAGAACCGUGCAGGUGCCCAUCGACCAGCUGCCCCCGUCUAUGAACAGCCUCAAGAUCGUGCUCCUCUCGGACAUCCACCUGGGCCCCACGGUGGGCAGGACAAAGAUGGAGCUGUUUGUGAGCAUGGUGAACGCACUGGAACCGGACGUCACUGUGAUCGUGGGCGACCUCUCCGAUUCGGAAGCCUCGGUCCUGCGGACAGCUGUCGCUCCUUUGGGCCAGCUCCAUUCACGCCUCGGCACCUACUUCGUCACAGGCAAUCACGAGUACUACACGUCAGAUGUCAGCAACUGGUUUGCGCUGCUGGAAUCCCUGGGCGUCCAGCCCCUUCACAACGAGAACGUGAAGAUUUCCGCCACAGGGACCCGGCGUAGUGGCGGCGAAGAUGAUGGCUGGAUCUGCUUGGCCGGGGUGGACGAUAUCGAAGCAGACAUCCUGCACUACUCUGGCCAUGGCAUGGAUCUUGUCAAGGCCCUGAAGGGCUGCGGCCCAGACCACACCAUCAUCUUGCUAGCUCACCAGCCCCUGGCCGCCAAGAGAGCCCUCCAGGCUCGGCCAGACAUUAACCUGAUCCUUUCCGGGCACACGCAUGCUGGGCAGAUCUUCCCCUUGAACGUGGCAGCCUAUCUCCUGAACCCCUUCUUUGCUGGUCUCUAUCAAGUGGCCCAGGCUACAUUCGUAUAUGUCAGCCCAGGCACAGCCUACUAUGGGAUACCCAUGAGGUUGGGUAGCCGGGCGGAGAUCACGGAGCUCAUCCUGCAGCGGGCUUCCUGAACCGCCCCACCCUGUGCGCCUCUGCCCUGCCCUGCUCACCUCCGUCCUGCCCUUGCCCUCCACCUUGUCCUGCUUCAGGGUCGCUUGCCUGCUUUGUCCCUCUGGCCUCUCCUGCCCAGCCCUGCCAGUGCACCCUUGGACACAAGCCUGACUCUCACAGUGAUUUGUGGGGGGGCUGCCUGGCAAGUUCGAGCUAGUUCGACUGGUUAGAUGGCCAGUUGCUUUUUUAUAUGCACUUGUGAGGUCAGUAAGAUCAGAUAUCUGAGAACUCGCAUCUGUUUUCCAGGUGGUACUGAGUGGGGCCCUCCUUCUGCGGAGCUCGCAGGGAUGAACUGCAACAUGGGGUUGCUGGAAAGGGACACCUCUAGAAAGCAGAGCCAGGAAGGAGUGGGAGCAUUUUUAAGCCCUCUUUAGGACUUAGGGGGCCCAGAAUCAUUGAUCCAGAUCCUUUCUGGGGAAGGGACAGUGUGGCUAGGUAAUUUGGGAGAGCAGUAAGAGAAAAGGCCCCUCUGGAUACUAGAGAAGAGUAUUUUCUUUUCCUCUUUGAUUCUACUGAGUCACCUUUAGUGGAGCCAUCAGCAAAAGCCUUGAGGGAUGCUGUUUAACUGUUUGUGCUCCUGGGUCUUUGGGGGUUGAUUGGGAUGAGAAGAAUGAGCCCCAUAGUAGGUGAUGGUGCUGCUGCUUAGGAAUGUGACGGGUUUUAUCUCUCUGGUCUCAUUUUGUACAACCCUUGGGUUAUCUCUCUGGUCUCAUUUUAUACAACCCUUGGGUGAAGUGCUUAGGUUCAGGCUGCUUUUCCCUGUUCAGAGGUGAGGAAACUAAGGCAAAGAGGCAAUACAACUGGGUGUGUAGGAGAUUUGGGGCUAGAAGCCAGGUCUUCCACCUCCCGGUAAAAAUGUUCUUGCCACCUGUAUCUGUUACAGGUGAGUGCAGGAUUCGAACGCAGUUAACCGAAGAGAACCAGCAAGGGCCUAGGUCCUGAUGUUCUUUCAAAGAAUUUGCCCAAGGCUGAUUUCAGUUUACCCUGUAACUGCAUGGACCGGGGCCUGGGAGUCAGCUAGUUUCAGUGUGGGAUGUCUGUUGCAUUUGAAGACGAGGCAGGAAACUGGAGCCCCCUACCCCGACCCCAGGUUUGGGUUUGAUUUUUUUUUGUGAGAAGUUAGGUCCGCCCUCUACCAGUGGGGGAGUUGAGGCUUGCGUGGGGAGUGGUAGGACUCCAUGCCUCUGGAAGGGCCUCAGGGGCUCCCCUCCCUGGGCCCUGGCUGUGGAAUGUGGAGACUGUCCUUCCUGCUGGGUGGCUUCCAACCCACCUGCCUGACCCUGUAAGAGCUGCCCUUGGUCUCUGGCCAGGGAAUGGCAGUGCCAUCUCCACUGGGCUCUAGACCCAUAGACAAACUGGCAGGGGUUGUUAACAUGUUUGGAGUGACCCUUACCCUGUUGGCCCAAUCCAUGUGUGAGUGGCAAGAGACCCUUUGACCCUGGGGUGGCAAUAAGCACUCCUGCUAGAAAAGACAUUACUGGGCUCAACACUGCUUUCUUGCUAGAUGAUUUACACUUGGGAUGGAGAGGGACUGAAGAAACUUGCUCUGACAGGACAGGCUCACCUGCCUGCCACUCACUAGUUGGGCAGCACUGGGCAAGUGACUUGCUCUCACUGACCCUUGGUUUCCAUCAACCCUAAAAUGGGGAUAAUUAUCGUAUCUAUCUCAAGAUUGUUUUGUUGGGUGGGUGUUAAGCCUUGGUGCAUGAGUUCCCUGUGGCACGAUGCACACAGUAAAUGCUCAAUGUCAUGUUAAUUUUUCAACAUCACAUGGGGCUUGCUUAAAGAACUAUGUUGGGUGCAGGUGCCCAGAGAGUCCAUGGAGCAUCCAAUCCUGGGGUGUGUGGGUGGGCAGCGUGCUACUUGCUGCAGGGGCUGGAGACCUGUCAAAGCAGCAGUGGCCAGAGCUUUGCUUUCCUCUGCCCGUGUUGAUGUCUCCUUCUGCAUGUUCUGCCUGGCAGAGUUUAUUCACUUUCUCUUUGUCUUCCUGGUAUAUAGCAGGGAUCUGGGGGAUCCUGGAGACCCCUCUUCUUGUUCCCAGGCAGCAGCCAAGAUAUUGAUGGCAGGCCAUCCAGUCAAGUUAAAAAAGUAUCUUUGAGUUGAGAUUUUAGUGACUUCCUUUUAUUCCCCCCCCCCCCAAUUAUAUUUCAGUCAUCCUUACACCCAGAAGCAAGUUUGGAAAGAAACAGAAUUUCAGACUGGGGGAAGGGACCCUGGAGAGCUCUUCUUUAAAAUACAUGGUGGGAUUUCAGAAGAGGAGAAGUGCCCAGCCCAGGCCGGCGGCCCAGCGCCCAGUUCCCCAACUCCCUUCUCCACGGCCCCUCUCCAGGCUCGCAUUCCUCCUAGCCCCAGAAAGGCCACUCUCCCAAGCUCUCUUGCUUUCUUAUGCCCUGACUCCAUUUUUUAGAUCACUCCUACUGCCCUUCACUUGUCUUUUGUUUUGGAUUUCACCAGAGUAGGCUAGAUGGUGCCAUUUCACUUCCACUCUUGGGUACCGCUAGUAGCUUUUAACUCACCUGUUAUAUGUUAUUUUACUGACUUCUUGAUUGUAGAUCUUAUCAGUGCCCUGGGCUUGAUGAAAUUAGCUUUCAUCAAGUCCUAUUUCUUUUUUUUUUUUUUUAUCUUGUAUUGUUGUCUCUUUUUGAAUACCAUGAUUUUGUGGUCUUAUGUACCCUUCAUCCACUCAGAAGUCCUUGCUUGACUGGUUGCCUUCUGUUAGCCUAAAGGAAGCAGGUCCAUCCUAUGUAUCUGAGAAAUGGCAUCAACACCCUCUCAUACCUGGUUUGUAUUCUCUGACUUGGCAGAUGUUUUUGCAGCAGAAAUUUCUCCAUUACUGUCAAGAUAUGGCCCUGAUGAGCAGCUCUCUGUGGCACUCUUGAGAUCCUCUGUUCAAUGCUCUUAAUCCAUUUACCUUCUUUGUUUCAUGAGAAGCAUUUACUUGAAGCUUGAUCAUUCUUUCAAUUUCAUUGCAGCUUCUUUUUACAAAAGAAGGCAAAUUAAAAUGCAGUGCUCCUCAGAGAUGAGCAAUAGCAUGUAUAGUAGGAUACUCUUGUUACCAAAUCUCAAUAAAUUAACCCUGCUGCCAUUCAUUGCGAACAUCCAUCCAUCCCUUUUUUUCCCUCUUUUGUUUGGUGUGUUUUAAACUUUUUGUACUGACAUAUACUCAUCACCCAGCUUCAACAGUUGUGACUAUUCUGCCUUCCUUUCUCUACCAUCCUGCCCCACACUCUUUCUUUUCUCUUUUUUGGCUGGAGUAUAGUAAGGCAAACCUUAGAAAACAUUAUUUUACCCCAAGAUUACUUCAGUAUGAAUCCUUUUUUUCCCAUGAAAUUAACAGUGAUUCUUGAAUAUCACCUAAUACCCAGUUAGGAGAUUUGAGGCUAGAAGCCAGAUCUUCUGCCUCUUAAUAAGUGUUCUUUUCACUGUUUGAUUGUGUAAAGACUUAGUGUUCAGUUUUUCUUGAUUGUCUCAAUUAUGCCUUUUUUUUUUAUUGUGGUAAAAAUGCACAACAUUAAAUUUACUAUCUUUUUAAGUGUUUGAUAGUGUUUGUAACACAGUAACACAGUUGGAUAGUGUUAAAUGUAUUCUCAUUGUUGUGGGAUAGAUCUCCAGAACUUUUCCUUCUUGUAAAUCUGAAACUCUACCCAUUAAACAACUCCCCUUUUCCCACUCCCCUCAGCCCCCGAUUACUAUCAUUCUACUUUCUGUUUCUAUGAAUUUGACCACUUUAGAUGCAUCAUGUAAGUGGGAUC
This is a messenger RNA of Microcebus murinus (gray mouse lemur), 5332 nucleotides long. The record is from RefSeq and is a predicted model, not a curated record. Lineage: Eukaryota; Metazoa; Chordata; Mammalia; Primates; Cheirogaleidae.